This is a messenger RNA of Angiostrongylus costaricensis, 378 nucleotides long. The record is from the annotation of a GenBank genome assembly. NCBI's taxonomy places the organism in Eukaryota, Metazoa, Nematoda, Chromadorea, Rhabditida, Metastrongylidae.
AUAGUGCGAUUAUGUGAUACUGCUUUUAAAAAGGGUUUUACACUGAGAUUCGGUUACUUACUCAUGUUAAGGAUGAACAUCAACAGAGGAAUGGGAUUCAGCAGAAGUAAGCCAUGCAUCAUGCUCCGCCUUACUAGGGUAAGCUACGACUUUCUUAGCGUUAAUGUUAAGGGAUCGGCCUCCUUGCAAAUGAUCCCAGAAGAGGGUAUGUCGACCUGCGCGUUCCCAUUUUGGAACCAAAUCGGAUACGAACAACCAUACGUUAUGUUGAGAAUCUCCAACCUUACGGCCGGAAUGGUAAAUAUCUUAAAUUUUACGCUCAAACUGUUUUCAGAGUCAGUCGCACUUCUUUCUGUUGCAUCUGAGCAAUUAUUUUAA